GGAAGCUCCACUGGAGGAGGCGCCGGGAGGUCCCAAAGACAUCUCCAGGAUGUAACUGCCCACCAGGACCUCCUGGCCCCACUGGAAGACCUGGACUCCCAGGGGACAAAGGUGCCAUUGGGAUGCCUGGACGUGUGGGGGCCCCUGGAGAUGCUGGGCUGUCCAUCAUCGGUCCCCGCGGCCCCCCUGGUCAACCAGGCACUCGAGGUUUUCCUGGGUUUCCGGGUCCCAUAGGGCUAGAUGGCAAACCGGGCCACCCCGGACCCAAAGGGGAGAUGGGUCUGACGGGCCCCCGAGGACAGCCGGGACCUCAAGGACAAAAAGGAGAAAAGGGCCAGUGUGGAGAGUACCCACACCGGGAGUGGGUAAGCAGCAUGCCGGCAGCUCUGCGCUCCAGCCAGAUUAUUGCCCUGAAGCUGCUGCCUCUCCUCAAUUCAGUGCGACUGGCUCCACCCCCAGUCAUAAAAAGACGGACCUUCCAGGGUGAACAAGGCCAGGCUGGCAUCCAAGGGCCACCAGGGCCACCAGGCCCUCCUGGACCGAGUGGACCUCUGGGGCACCCAGGACUGCCAGGACCCAUGGGGCCACCUGGUUUACCUGGGCCUCCGGGAUUGAAGGGAGACCCAGGGAUCCAGGGCUACCACGGCCGGAAGGGAGAACGAGGCAUGCCAGGAAUGCCGGGCAAGCAUGGAGCCAAGGGGGUUCCUGGAAUCGCCGUGGCUGGGAUGAAGGGUGAGCCGGGGACCCCAGGAGCCAAGGGUGAGAAAGGGGCUGCGGGCUCCCCUGGGCUACCCGGCCUCCUGGGGCAGAAGGGAGAGAAAGGCGAUGCUGGUAACUCCAUUGGAGGAGGCAGAGGGGAGUCCGGCCCCCCAGGGCUCCCUGGACUCCCAGGGCCAAAGGGAGAAGCAGGAGUCAAUGGCCACACUGGGCCCCCAGGACGGCAAGGAGACAAGGGGGAGCCCGGAGCAGCUGGAGAGCAGGGACCAGCCGGCCCCAAGGGCUCCAAGGGAGAACCAGGGAAAGGAGAGAUGGUAGAUUACAAUGGAAACAUCAACGAAGCUCUCCAGGAGAUACGAACGCUGGCGCUGAUGGGGCCUCCUGGUCUUCCUGGACAAAUAGGCCCACCUGGAGCUCCGGGGGUUCCAGGCCAGAAGGGGGAGAUUGGACUGCCAGGCCCUCCAGGACACGAUGGGGAAAAGGGACCUCGAGGCAAAUCAGGAGACAUGGGUCCCCCUGGGCCCCAAGGACCCCCAGGAAAGGAUGGACCUCCAGGAAUGAAGGGAGAAAAUGGACACCCGGGGAGCUCAGGAGAGAAGGGAGAGAAAGGGGAGAUGGGACAAGCAGGCUCGCCGGGAGAGAAAGGAGAACCUGGGGAGAAGGGGGACCUGGGAGCGGAGGUUCCUGGACCACCAGGGCCGGAAGGACCUCCCGGACCUCCGGGGCUCCAAGGCAUUCCUGGACCAAAGGGGGAAGCAGGACUAGAUGGCGCAAAAGGAGAGAAGGGCGUCCAGGGGGAAAAAGGAGACCGAGGUCCCCUGGGACUGCCCGGAGCUUCAGGUUUGGACGGCAGGCCUGGGCCACCGGGUACUCCAGGACCAAUCGGAGUUCCAGGCCCAGCGGGACCAAAGGGCGAGAGGGGCAGCAAAGGAGACCCCGGGAUAACAGGACCAACGGGAGCAGCUGGACUUCCUGGUUUACAUGGACCACCCGGGGACAAAGGAAACCGGGGGGAGAGGGGGAAGAAAGGCUCUAGAGGGCCUAAAGGGGAUAAGGGAGACCAAGGAGCGCCUGGAUUAGAUGCCCCCUGCCCGUUGGGUGAAGAUGGUUUACCAGUCCAGGGCUGCUGGAACAAGUGACGCCUCUAACCUUGGAUUGGCCUAUGUGUGUGUUUGUACAUAGAAUAUUUAUUUUUAUACAGUUUUCACUUUUUGAAAAUGCCAGAAGUAUGAUGCCUCUUACAGAUUAUUAAAAAAAAAAAAAAGGAAAGAAAAACCUGCAUAUUUUGUACAGAAAAUAUCGACCUCCUCUCUUCUGUUUACAAGAUGUUUUGUAUAAGUCUAUGUCUCUAAUACACUUUUUGUUUGUUGUAAUGUUUGCAUGAUAUUUGUGCACACUUAUUAAGUAUUGAAGCUUAAUAAAUUAUUGUGUCCCAGAGCCAAAGGGGGCCUGCCAGCACCGAGCAGCUGGCUAGCUUAUGUGUGAAUUCACAUAAACACGAGGUCUGUGAUGUUUGCCAAGCUAGGUGUGUCUAAGAAUAUUUAAAACCCUUAUGGAUUUUCAUUAUUAAAAAAAAAAGACAUAGCCAUUCA
Messenger RNA from Carlito syrichta (Philippine tarsier), 2309 nucleotides. It is a transcript of the gene COL13A1, whose product is annotated as collagen type XIII alpha 1 chain. The transcript is spliced from 39 exons. NCBI's taxonomy places the organism in Eukaryota, Metazoa, Chordata, Mammalia, Primates, Tarsiidae. The coding region runs from base 123 to 1856 and encodes 577 amino acids. The record is from RefSeq and is a predicted model, not a curated record.